AUGUUUAUACUAAACUUUGAAGAUCUAGCACUACUUCUGGCAAGAAAGGCCAACAAAACACUACAUCAGAGGUUGACACGAGCUGCCUUCCAUUCAGAGAGGUCAAAAAUGAAGCCAAGCUUUUUGAACUCCUCCAAUGAGUCCGACCUCAUGAGAUACAGAACCAUCAGCCAGAUACCCCAGUUUACCCUCAACUUCGUGGAGUUCAACUUAGAAAAGCAUCGAUCAGCUUCCACCACAGAGAUUGAGAUUGUGGCUCCUAGUAAUGCCUUUGAGAGAACACAGAAUGUCACAGAGAAGGUGACCCAGGUACUUUCCCUGGGGGCAGACGUAUUGCCAGAAUACAAGCUGCAGGCACCGCGGAUUCACCGAUGGACCAUCCUCCAUUACAGCCCUUUCAAAGCCGUGUGGGACUGGUUAAUUCUGCUGCUGGUCAUCUACACCGCUAUAUUUACCCCAUAUUCAGCAGCAUUUUUGCUGAACGAUCAGGAGGAGGAGAAAACCUGGGAGUGUGGCUACUCCUGCAACCCUCUUAACAUUGUGGACCUAAUAGUGGACAUUAUGUUCAUUAUAGACAUUGUCAUCAAUUUCCGCACAACUUAUGUCAACAUUAAUGAUGAGGUGGUUAGCCACCCGGGCAAAAUUGCUAUCCAUUACUUCAAAGGCUGGUUCCUUAUAGAUAUGGUGGCAGCCAUCCCUUUUGAUCUGCUUAUCUACAGGACAGGUUCAGAUGAGACAACCACUUUGAUUGGCCUAUUGAAGACAGCUCGGUUGCUACGUUUGGUUCGAGUUGCCAGAAAACUGGAUCGAUAUUCUGAAUACGGUGCAGCUGUAUUAUUCCUCCUAAUGUGCACCUUUGCCCUUAUAGCUCACUGGCUGGCCUGCAUCUGGUAUGCCAUUGGCAACGUGGAGCGGCCCUACAUGGAACAUAAGAUUGGCUGGCUGGAUAACUUAGCCAUUCAGAUCGGAAAGACUUACAAUGACACAGAUUCAAACUCGGGGCCCUCCAUCAAGGACAAGUAUGUGACAGCACUGUACUUCACCUUUAGCAGCCUGACCAGUGUUGGAUUUGGUAAUGUCUCCCCAAACACCAACUCAGAGAAGGUCUUCUCCAUUUGUGUCAUGCUGAUUGGAUCUUUAAUGUAUGCCAGCAUUUUUGGCAAUGUGUCUGCCAUAAUCCAGCGUCUGUACUCCGGCACUGCGCGUUACCACACUCAGAUGCUGCGUGUCAAGGAGUUCAUCCGCUUCCAUCAAAUCCCCAACCCACUAAGGCAGCGCCUUGAAGAGUAUUUCCAGCAUGCCUGGUCCUACACCAAUGGCAUUGACAUGAAUGCGGUGCUGAAAGGAUUCCCAGAGUGCCUCCAAGCAGACAUAUGCCUGCACCUCAACCGCACACUGCUUCAAAACUGCAAAGCCUUCCGUGGUGCCACCAAAGGAUGCUUGCGAGCCCUGGCCAUGAAGUUCAAGACUACGCAUGCCCCACCAGGGGACACACUGGUUCAUUAUGGAGAUGUGCUCACUACUCUCUAUUUCAUCUCUCGUGGGUCAAUUGAAAUUCUCAGGGAUGACAUUGUGGUGGCUAUUUUGGGAAAAAACGAUAUAUUUGGAGAGCCCAUCAGCUUGUAUGCACGUCCUGGAAAGUCCAAUGCUGAUGUGAGGGCUCUGACUUAUUGUGACCUUCAUAAGAUUCAGAGAGAAGAUCUGUUGGAGGUGCUAGACAUGUACCCAACCUUCACGGACAGCUUCUGGAGCAACUUGGAGAUUACCUUCAACCUGAGAGAUGCAGACAGUAUUCCACGUUCUCCUAUAAGCGAGGAGUACAACUGCAACUACCGUAGGACACGGAGAUGCAAACAACAAGGAAGACGUAGGAAGAAACAUGAUGGUCUUGAGGAUCUGAAUUCUGAUGCUGAGCAGUAUCACACUUACUCUGAAAAGAGCAACAUCCAGCGGCCAUUGAGCCGGGAACAGUGGGAUGAUUUGGCCAGCAGCACUACUCCUUGUUCCCAAACCAGUGAUGAUGAAACCAAACCACUAAACUCAGGUUGCAUGGAUAGGCUGGCUUCCACAGAAAAGCAGGAGUUCAUCCCAGCAGUGGUCAAUUUGGUGACAGCCAACAUCAGCAAUCGAGAGGGGGGUCGGAAGAUGCUGGAGACAGUGGAGACAUAUUCAGGUGACUGA
Staurois parvus is the source of this 2181-nucleotide messenger RNA. NCBI's taxonomy places the organism in Eukaryota, Metazoa, Chordata, Amphibia, Anura, Ranidae. The record is from the annotation of a GenBank genome assembly.